Molecule: messenger RNA, 2487 nt
Organism: Lodderomyces parapsilosis
Lineage: Eukaryota; Fungi; Ascomycota; Pichiomycetes; Serinales; Debaryomycetaceae
Product: CORVET complex subunit
Exons: 1
Coding region: 1-2487 (828 amino acids)
Biological process (GO): autophagy; vesicle-mediated transport; endosomal vesicle fusion
Cellular component (GO): cytoplasm; fungal-type vacuole membrane
Molecular function (GO): protein binding
Source: RefSeq, a predicted model, not a curated record
AUGAUCCCCUACUUGAUAGAUCCAUUGAUUGAUGACCUACCCUUGAAGCCGAGUGAACACAUUUCGGCAGUUGCUGCACACGAUCGAAAUAUUUACAUUGGCACUUCAAAAGGAAGUUUAUUCCACUAUCAUUUAUUCGAAGAUGCAACAGACUAUUUGCAAAUCACGCUGAUAUCAGUUGGAAGUCAUGAGAUCACACAGUUGUUGCCAUCCGAGUCAUUACAGAAGUUGUUUCUCGUUAUUGACCGUACGCUCUUGGUAUUCCAACUUCCCGAACUCAGCCCGAACACCAUUAGACAGUUGAAGAAUGUACAACACAUAUGUUUGAUGGAAAAUGGACUGUCACUUAUGAUUAUCAAACAAUCAGAGGUUCAACUUGUUCAACUUCAGAAUAAUUCAUGGAAGUUGCUACGAGAAUUCAAACAACAAGGUGCUAUACUUGGAACCGCGCCAAUGAACAACUUGAUUUUGCUAGCAAAUGAGAAUUCGUAUGAAGUAUUGGAUACACGCUCUGGAAGCGUCAUGCCACUUUUCGAAUACAAGUCUAAUAUUAAUGUCUCCCCAUUUAUUGUGCUUUUCGAAACGCCUAGCACAAAAGAAUACCUACUUACAAUUGCCUCGGAUGAGAAUACUUCCAUUGCACAAUUUAUCAGCGACUUCGGAGAUGUAACGAGGGGGACUUUGACGUGGUUAGAUAGCGGGUACCCUCGCGGCGGCGUCGUUGUUGAUUGGCCACAUACUUUUGCAUUGUUUGAAAAGUCGAUAAUCAUAUCAUCCUUGGAAACACUUGAAACAGUGAUGGAGAUAAACACUGAGAAGAUAGUCACGCGAGAAGGUGGAAGAUCAGAUACUUUUAUUAACUUCCGCAUUCAAAAGCUUCAAGUUCUUUUUCUGGAUAAGUCGUUGCAGGAAGUGACCGGACAAGCUACGGAACUGAAUACCAACAUGGUUUUGUAUGACAAAUCAAAGUUGUUUGUCAUUCAUCAGAAAAGUUCCACACUAUUGGCGAACAAAGCGUUCCACGAGGCGAUGGAGUCCAAUGAGUUUGACCAUUUUUUAGCUAUUGCAAAUGACGAUUCUCUGUAUGUGCAUGUUCUCAAAACAAUGGGGGCUUUUUUAACUGACAAAGACCCAACAGAGAUGCUAACAAGGAGGCAAAAUGGUGAGUUGAUUAUUGAGCCACACAUGGCUCUUCGACUAUUGGGCUACGACUAUCCCUGCAAUGUUUAUCCUGGAUUGAAGGAUGUCGUAGACAUGUGGGAUUUUAAAGACGAGGAUGCGACGAGGAGGUACUUGCAAGAAUUGAAACCCGCUGAUAUGACUCCCGAGUCAAGAUUGUUGUGCUACAAACUUCUUUCAGAAAAUCAUCUUGAGUCAUUAAUAGCUGAGGAUAAAUGGAACUUUUCAUCGAAUGAUAAGAAAAUUAUAGACGUGUUGAUUCAGAGGAACAAAGUGUUUUUGGUCUCCCAAAUAUAUAAAAGAACAACCAAACUGUCUGCUGUGACCUCGGCAUAUAAGGAGUUCUUAUUCCAAUACUUGGACAAUAGCCUUGUUGAUGAUGCUCUCGACUUUCUAGCCAAUGAACGUCUCGAUGAUAACGACUACACAAAGUUGAUAUUGGAGAUCUUAAGGUUGAACAAAGAGAAAGGGUAUGCAUUGAUGCGACAGUCCUCUGUGUAUCGCGAAGUUAACAAAAAAAUCUUGGACGAAUUGUCUGAUGACCUGAAGGGAGAAAAAGAUUAUGCUUUAUUGCGCAUCGAACUACUCGAAUCCUCAUAUGCUGAAAAUGAUGGGUUACGAGGGGAGUUGUUGGACUUGAUCUCAUCCACUUUAGUCGCGUUAUACGAUAGCAAGAUUGAAGAGUAUAUCAAGAAAUUACAUGACGAAUACAAGGAGAUGAAUAACCUCUCCAAACACAAAUGGCCCAAAAUAUCUUGGAUAGACUUUGUUGCUUUGGCUAAGGAAAAGGAUUAUCAGAUGUUUAUUGAGUUGUAUCUCAAGUCCUUUGAGUUGUUGAUUAACAUGGAUAAUGUGCAUCUAGAGGAACUGCUCUUCCAGUAUCACAAGCUUUACAUAAAUCGUGAUAUACCAGGAUUGCUUGAGUUUGCUGAUUAUUCCACUGCAGAAAGACUUGCAUUGGGUAAGCAUGCUGCACAAAAGAAACGCUAUUAUGAGCAGAAACGUUUAAAUCAAUUUAAGGUCAACAAAGAGGACCUUCUACUCAUAUUCAAACACUUCUUGAACCUUUAUGAAUGUGAACCUGUGGAACCCGCAAUCCAACAUUUUGUGGAAAGUUACAGCUCACACGUCUCCCCCUUGAUGAUUGUUAACCUACUUCCGGACAAAUUCCCACUAGUAUAUUUGACAAAAUUUCUCAGAACCUCCAUCACAAAUAUGCAGCUACAGUCGAGAGAAAAAGUAAUGACCAAGUCAAUUAUUAAAUCGGAAUUAUCUAGAACUAAACAUUUAAUAAAAGAUCUUUCAUAG